AGACAACAAGGGAUAAAUUUUGGAUUUAAAAAUUCAUAAUUUCAAGAAUGAAGAUGAUAAGACAAUUAACAAAUUUGCGUCAUCUCCUACGCAAGCAGGUAAACAACCGACGUCCUGUCUACCUUUCCUCUCAUCCACUCACUUCACUCUUAGGUAGUCGCCGCUUAUUUAAAGCUGUAAAUUUAGACACACUGACUCCUACCAUGCCUAGUUCAAUGGAUCCUAAGGGCAUCGUCGUCUUCACAUCCGUUGGAAGGUCACAGUACGGCUUCGACAUCUUCACCGUCAAUCUUAAUCAAACUCCCAUCACAGGUUCGACCUCCGAACACCGCCUCACUGACGGUAUUUCCAUCAACUACAACGCUCAAUUUGUAAACGAAGAUCAGUCCAUCGUUUUUAUCUCUGAACGGUCGGGUUGCCCCCGGAUUUACCUCACCCGCCGAGGCCUAUCCAAGCCCGAGCAGCUACCAUCUGUUCCCGACAGCCUCUUCCACGAUCGACCCAUCAUCAAAAGCCACCAUCUUUACUUCAUUUCAGCUCAUGAACAACCUGAGAAACCUUUCCAGAGCUGGUCCGCUCUUUAUUCAACCGAGCUCCAUGGUAAAAGGAAAAUUAUACGACUGUCUCCCUACGGGGUUGUUGACUAUAGCCCUGCAAUUUCAAAAUCUGGAACAUUUGUAGCCAUUGCAUCGUAUGGUUCUCGUCCCUGGGAAGGUGAUUUUCACGAGCUGAAAACGGAUAUCGUUGUUUUCCCAACGUCCGAUCCGAAUAAUCGUUUGGUUGUUUGCGAGAGAGGCGGUUGGCCCACUUGGUCUGGUGACUCAACCAUUUUCUUUCACCGCCAAGCUGACGAUGGCUGGUGGAGCAUUUUCCGGGUGCAAUUUCCAGAAAAUCCUCUUGAAUUGUCUGAAUUCCCAGUCCUUCCUCUCCCCAUCACUCCUCCUGGUCUCCACUGCUUCACUCCGGCAGCCUUCAACGACGGAAAACGAAUCGCAGUCGCAACUCGGCGACGCGGCAAGUGUUACAGACAUAUCGAGAUUUUCGACCUCGAGAGGAAAGUUUUUCACCCAGUGACAGAGUUGCUGAACCCAGCUUUUCAUCAUUAUAACCCCUUCGUCUCUUCCAACUCUGAGUCCCUCGGGUACCACAGGUUCAGAGGUAAGUCGAUUGAGGGUGAGUCGAGGGUUCCACAUCUGGAGCCAGUUGCGUCUCCCAUCGAAGAUCUAGGCAUGCUGCGAAUCAACGGGUCAUUUCCUUCUUUCAGUCCCGACGGAAGUCUCCUAGCGUUGAACCCCGCUUUGGAUGAAAAUGGAGGCAUUAAAGUUGUAAAAUCGGACGGCUCAGAACGAUGGACCUUGAUCAAGGGCCGUGUGGCAUUUUGCAACUCCUGGAGCCCAACGGAAAAAUACGUGAUUUACUCUUCCUUGGGUCCGAUAUUCGAGUCAACUAAAACGACGGUCCAGAUCGCACGAGUCACAUUUGAGCCUUCAUAUCUGAACAGUGAUCUUCAAGAGAUCCCGUGCGAUGUAAAGAUUCUCACGCGAGAAGAUACAGGGAAUAACGCCUUCCCGUCCUGCUCUCCCGAUGGGAAGUCCCUCGUGUUCCGCUCAGGCCGUUCUGGACAUAAGAAUUUGUACAUACUUGAUGCGGUUAACGGCGAAUUCAACGACGGUAUACGUAAGUUAACUGCUGGCCCUUGGAUUGAUACGAUGCCCUCCUGGUCCCCUAACGGGGAUCUCAUAGCCUUUUCAUCCAACAUGCAUAAUCCGAAUAACGUGGAUGCCUUCAGCAUUUACGUGAUUAAACCCGACGGCUCUGAUCUUAGGAGAAUUUACGCGGCGGGACCGAAGGGAUCGAGUGACGUGGACAUGGAGAGGAUCAACCACGUGUGCUUUAGCCCGAAUGGGGAGUGGCUGGUGUUCGCGGCUAACAUAGGCGGCGUGACGGCUGAGCCGGUUUCGUUUCCAAACCAGUUCCAGCCGUACGGAGAUUUGUAUGUGAUGAGGUUGGACGGGAGUGGAUUGAGGAGGCUGACGUGUGAUGGAUACGAAAAUGGGACGCCAACGUGGCAUUUUGGGGGUGAGCUGGAUAUGAGACGUUUGUGUCUAGGGAAUGAUGCUGGGGUUGAACUGACCGGUGGAUUUGAUGAACCACUGUGGAUUACUUCUGAUUUUAAUUAAAGUCACUUUUGGAAUAUAAUCAAGUAGAAUUAUAUUAUAUUUUUAUUUUAUAAAUAUAAAUUUUAAAAAAAUCUUAAGUAUCAUUAUUAUUAAUAAUAAAAUGCGGACUUUUCUUUCUUUC
Gossypium raimondii (Peruvian cotton) is the source of this 2301-nucleotide messenger RNA. RefSeq lists its product as hypothetical. Lineage: Eukaryota; Viridiplantae; Streptophyta; Magnoliopsida; Malvales; Malvaceae. The record is from RefSeq and is a predicted model, not a curated record. The coding region runs from base 48 to 2180 and encodes 710 amino acids. The transcript has a single exon.